CGCUCAUCCAGGCGCCCACCUGGGGAAAGAGGAUGCAGCCCUGGGUCUGAAGCUUCCCCGAGCCAGAACCUUAUCCCGAACCCUCCCGCAGUCCCCUCGUCCCACCCGGCAUGGCUGCUCCCCGUAGCUCCCUGACCCUCUAAUAACCCCCUCCCUCCCCGGGCGCAUUUUUCCUCCUCCCGGUUCGGACCGGGGUCUGCUGGCCGGAGGAUGGACGAAGAUGGACCGAGAGCAGCCGAGGAGCAGGACCCAGAGCCGGGCAAAUCCAAGACUUUCAUCCGCCUUAAUGACCUGUCCGGGAAUGGAGGUCGCUCGGGUCCAGGGGACAAGGACGCAGGAAGUGGGGACUCGGAGGUGGAGGGGCUCCCCUACCCGGCUCUGGCCCCGGUCGUUUUCUUUUAUCUGAACCAGGAGAGCAGACCGAGGAGCUGGUGCCUCUGGGUGGUGUGCAACCCAUAUCCUUUGCAAGCUGGCAGGUGGCACUGCCAAGGAAAUCCGGAACAAGGAUUCCCACAAGAUGCAAAAUUCUUUGAGAGCGUCAACAAGCACGUGGAUAAGGGUGAUCCAGUCAGUAUGGCACUUGGCCUUUCAGAAAGACUUUGA
Molecule: messenger RNA, 603 nt
Organism: Mauremys mutica (yellowpond turtle)
Lineage: Eukaryota; Metazoa; Chordata; Testudines; Geoemydidae
Product: voltage-dependent T-type calcium channel subunit alpha-1G-like
Exons: 3
Coding region: 211-603 (130 amino acids)
Source: RefSeq, a predicted model, not a curated record